UACACGGCAUUGUCUUGUUGAAAAGUGUUGACUAUAGUGUUUAUUAUUCUGAAUGUUGGGGUGGUACGGGGUGAACUUUCGCUUGCCAGCUGCAUCCAUACCCAUUGAGGCUUGCACAACCGAGUGACAUAAAGACCGUGCGCAUCGCUCACCUGCAUACAUUCUGUCCAAAACCUCUCUGCCUUCCACCUCGUGUUCUUUCUCCUACAUUUUUCGUGAUCAAUUUUGACUCGGUUGCAACUUGGGCCCGGCAUGAUGGCAGGGAAAUCGACGUUGAUGUUCUGCUGCACCCUGGUUUUGCUGGCAGUUCUCGUGGCUAAGGGUUGUCGUCAGGGAGAGGGGAUCAGCAAGCCGACACGGAAAGAUUUUUGGCCAGAACUCGUUGGCCAGACAGGAGAGCAGGCAAAGGCGAUCAUUGAGGAAGAGGACCCAACUCUGUUUGUUGAGAUUUCGAACAACCCCGACGAUGUGUUGAAUUACGUUCCCGAUCGGGUCAUUAUCAUUGUCAAUGCCGAAGGAAUAGUCUUCAUACCGCCCAUGAUCUGACCGGCCUAUCUCAGUGAAUGGAAGAAAAGUCCAACCUCUCUCUCGCCGCUUUAGCCGUUUUCAUUUUUUUUUUGGCUAAGUUUAAAUCAAACCAUAUGCAUGUGUAAGUUUAUGGCAAUUAGGAAAAA
Patiria miniata (bat star) is the source of this 674-nucleotide messenger RNA. RefSeq names its product glu S.griseus protease inhibitor-like. NCBI's taxonomy places the organism in Eukaryota, Metazoa, Echinodermata, Asteroidea, Valvatida, Asterinidae. Gene Ontology annotation, biological process: response to wounding. The coding region runs from base 253 to 546 and encodes 97 amino acids. The transcript is spliced from 3 exons. The record is from RefSeq and is a predicted model, not a curated record. Gene Ontology annotation, molecular function: serine-type endopeptidase inhibitor activity.